UGUCAUAUGUGCUAUAGGAAGUGUGCUGUUGCUGCUGCUCUCAGACACAACUUCCAAGUAUCUCAGUAUUAACAGUCGGCUCUGUGAACAGUAACAGUAUGCCUGUGCGGGUAGCCAUGCAGGGUCCUGGUCCCUGGGGAUUCAGGCUGGUUGGGGGAAAAGACUUCGAGCAGCCACUGACUAUUUCCCGGGUCAGCCCCGGGAGUAAAGCCGCCCAGGCCAACCUGUGUAUCGGAGACAUGAUCUUGGCUAUCGACGGAGAACCGACAGAGUACAUGACUCACUUGCAGGCGCAGAACAAGAUCAAGGGCUGCAUAGAGGAAAUGGUGCUCUCCGUAGACAGGACAGAAAAUAAAAUGUGGUCUCCGCUUUCAACAGAGGAAGGGAAGACGCAUCCAUACAAGAUGAAUCUUGCAUCAGAGCCAAAGGAGGUGAAACACAUCGGCUCUGCCCACAACAGGAGCGCUCUGCCGUUCAGCGGUUUCGGCUCCAAAGUGGUGACCAGCCAGUACAACAACCCUUCCGGUCUCUACUCUACAGAGAACAUCAAGAACUUCAACUCGGCCGUGGACGAAGUGAAAACCCUGGCUGCGCCCAACGAGCCUGCCAGCAAAGCUCCAUCAGAUCCAGCAGUGGCGGGCACGCGGCCGGCUGUAGCGGCAGACUCGGAGGUCUACAAGAUGCUGCAGGAGAACCAGGAGUCUGAUGAGCCUAUCCGACAGUCGGCUUCAUUCAUGGUGCUUCAGGAGAUUCUCGAGACAGGCGAUGCUGAUAAACCGUCGGGGUUCAGGAGCGUUAAAGCGCCGACAAAUAAGAUGGGAUCAUCAGUGGGAAAUACAGAAAAGUUAUCUGUCUGUGACAAAUGUGGAUCCGGGAUUGUGGGGAUGGUGGUGAAGCUGCGGGACAAGUUCCGUCACCCCGAGUGCUACACCUGCACAGACUGCAACAUCAACCUAAAACAGAAGGGACAUUUCUUUGUGGAUGACCAGAUUUACUGUGAGAAGCACGCACGCGAGCGGAUGACUCCGCCCGAGGGCUACGACGUAGUCACCGUCUUCCCCAAGUAGAACGCCCCGCGGAGCUCCGCCUUGGACUGCACGACAGUAUAGGACGCCCCGACAUAAUUCAAGACGUUACAACAUUUAGCUCUUGCUACUCCUCAGACUAUGAAAUGGUCUUCUCUCUCGCAAUACGCUUCAGUACAGUCACUGGCAGGCAGGACAGUAAAGAACUACAUGUUUGAAAAUGUUGAUUUGCACAUUAACUUUGGCAUCUGCAAAAGGAAAAUCGCUGAAAUGACGGUAUUCUUCUUUUUUUUUUCUCUCCCUACAAAAAAAAUGAUUUUCUAUUUGAAUGAAAGUAGCCACUAUGUGUCAGUAAUGUUUGUCUUUGUACAUGUUCAUUAUGUUCAUUUGAAUCAUGGAAAUAAUGGAAACUCAGACCACUUUUAACCACAAGACACUUGAUAUGUUUUCUACGGUUUUUAUUAAAUAAAUAGACCAACUUUUAUGCAGUAAAAAGGCUCAAAAACACAUCUGAAUAUCAUUGCCAAAUAAAUAUUUUUAGCUUAA
Molecule: messenger RNA, 1571 nt
Organism: Scomber scombrus (Atlantic mackerel)
Lineage: Eukaryota; Metazoa; Chordata; Actinopteri; Scombriformes; Scombridae
Gene: pdlim1
Product: PDZ and LIM domain 1 (elfin)
Exons: 7
Coding region: 99-1067 (322 amino acids)
Biological process (GO): actin cytoskeleton organization; heart development; muscle structure development
Cellular component (GO): stress fiber; Z disc; filamentous actin
Molecular function (GO): muscle alpha-actinin binding; actin binding
Source: RefSeq, a predicted model, not a curated record